CAAUUACUCUUAUAACGUCCCAAGUUUGUUAAAGCCAAUAAUAAAAGCCCAACACCCACACAACUCUCCUUCAUCUUCUCACCACGUUCUGCAGAUCUCUCUACCACAAACAGGAACCACGACCCUCUUCUCCCUCUCCUCCUCCUCCAUUCUCUAUAUACACAUUCAAAUACCCAGAUAAGAUAAAACUUCAUUAGUGAAAUACCCAUCAGAAGAGGGUGAUAAAGUUUGAAUCUUUUCUCUGUGCUUCUUUCUGGGUUUUCAAGAUGUGCUGCGGAGGGCGAGUGUGCAUGCUGUGCACAUGCUUGAUACUGGUUGUGAUCUUGAUUGGUCUCUUGUUUGGAUUUGGGGUUUUCAAGAAUGGCUUCCACAAGUUGAAGGACACAUUGCAUGAUUCGGAUCCCAACUUCACUGGAAGACCCUUCUUGGGCUUUGGAGCUCCUCCUCCUUUCUAGGGAUUCUCUCUCAUUCCAUGCCCUGUUUUCUUUUUAUAGUUUGUUGAUUUUAUUUUUUCUAUUUCUAGGAGUCUGUGAUUGUUCAUUGGGAUUUAUGUUGGAAUUACAGAUUUUUAAUUCUUUCAGCAUAUUUAUGGUUCAUUGUUCUUGAUCAUAUGAUGUUUGUCUCCUGAUUAUGAUUACCAAUUUAUGUCGGUUGGCUUGUUCUUUGCUGUUGACAAAAAGAAAAGUGAUAUGGUUGAGACUUUAUUCAACUGUGACAGUUAACACUAUUCCUAUUUUUU
Tripterygium wilfordii is the source of this 739-nucleotide messenger RNA. RefSeq lists its product as uncharacterized. The transcript has a single exon. Lineage: Eukaryota; Viridiplantae; Streptophyta; Magnoliopsida; Celastrales; Celastraceae. The record is from RefSeq and is a predicted model, not a curated record. The coding region runs from base 267 to 455 and encodes 62 amino acids.